Cyclocybe aegerita is the source of this 1518-nucleotide messenger RNA. NCBI's taxonomy places the organism in Eukaryota, Fungi, Basidiomycota, Agaricomycetes, Agaricales, Hemipholiotaceae. The record is from the annotation of a GenBank genome assembly.
AUGCCAAGCUCGUUGGACUUUAAACUCAAUCCUUCUGUGUACAGAAUAGCGAUGCGGAUAGAUAACAAAUCUACCACAUUUGCAGUGAUGCCCACCUGUACAGAUAGACAGGAGGCUGCUGAUGCCCUCCACCAGGCGUUUCUCGUCAACUUCCUCGCAGAACUUGAGGCCUGGAAGCUCCGGGAUGAGCUCACAUACGGCGAUCUCUCUGGGGACUUGGACUCGGACCGCUCAGACAUUGACAUGGACAGCUCGUCUUCGUCUUCACUUUUUUCAGAGUCCAGUACAUCAUCAAGCUCGGAGGAAGAGGGUACAGCUGCUCGGGACUAUGUGGAUCAGAUGGCAAAUCUCUAUUCAGAGCGUUAUCUUCAAGAGCGUCGACCUAUCACCAAAACACAAGAAAACUUGCGCCUUCUUCUCGACGACCACAAGAUCAAUCACCCUGAAAUUUUCCGAUCUUACCUCAGGAUAACCCCUGCCUGUUUCGAUGAUCUUGUCUCUGCCAUCGAAGAUGAUGAAGUUUUCUCUAACAACUCGCAAAACGAUCAAAUGCCAGUAGCAGAGCAAGUUGCUAUUGCACUCUACCGUUUUGGGCACUAUGGGAAUGCAGCAUCAUGCAUGAAGGUGGCCUUACACUUUGGUGUUGGGUAUGGUACUGUCCAGCUUGUGACAACACGAGUCAUGAAGGCCUGCUGCUCAGAAUGCUUCCGAGCUGCAUCUGUACAGUGGGCGAGUCCCCAAGCAAAGGAGGCUGCAAAGCAGUGGGUGGAGAAGGCAUCAUGUCCAGCAUGGAGGGAUGGUUGGCUUAUGGUUGAUGGCACCCUUGUUCCUUUGUUCUGCCGGCCUGCUUUUUUCGGAAAUGUGUGGUUUGAUCGCAAGUCCAAUUACUCAAUGAAUGUUCAGCUUGUUUCAACUCCUGACUGCCAGAUUAUCGACUAUGCUGUUGGACUGCCUGGCAGUCAGCAUGAUGCCUCUGCAUGGGAAGAAACUCGGACCUUUCAGCACCAUUCUCAGCUUCUUGAAGAUGGCGAGUGGGUGUGGGCUGAUUCAGCCUACCCUUUGCAGAAAUGGUGUCAAGCACCAUACAAGAAGCCAGAAAAACUUACACGGGACAACACAACCCACAACUAUCAUGUCUCUGCUGUACGAGUGCGCUCCGAGCACUGUGUUGGAUAUCUCAAGGGCCAAUGGUCAUCCCUCCGUGGUCUCCAUGUUGCAAUAAACAACAGUGCAGGCCUUCAAUAUGCAACUCUCUGGAUUAUUGCAUGCAUCCAUCUCCAUGCAUUUGCAAUGAAACAUGAGGCUGGCCAAGAUAUGUCCUCUGACAAAUUUUAUCGGCAGGGGAAGAAGUACCAACGCAAGCAGCAGCACCUUGAGAGAUGUUGGCGUCAGGAAAGGCGAAACAGAAAUGCAGAGGAGGAGAACCAAUUGGAUCAGGUAAAUGAUAUUGGAUUACUGGAGGGAAAACUAAAGAGAGUGGAGCUAAAGGAGAGUAUACUAGAGUAUCUUGGCCAAUGA